Messenger RNA from Patiria miniata (bat star), 998 nucleotides. RefSeq names its product multiple epidermal growth factor-like domains protein 10. The record is from RefSeq and is a predicted model, not a curated record. The transcript has 9 exons. NCBI's taxonomy places the organism in Eukaryota, Metazoa, Echinodermata, Asteroidea, Valvatida, Asterinidae. The coding region runs from base 184 to 969 and encodes 261 amino acids.
GCGGUGUACUCCCCGCGGAUUUGAUUAGGGGAUUUCCCAUGGGAUUUCCCCAGAAAUCUCCGCGUUGAUGACGUUCCCAGAAUUCAGAAAGGAGUGGUUGGUCCCCAAAUUCUUCUUUCAUGACCACUUCAGAGACUUCAUGAAGCUCAAUUGGUUGCUUCAAAUACAUCUACUGCAAUUACCAUGAACAUGAAUCUUCUGGCAGUCCUUUCCACAGGAUUUGUGGUAAUCGUUUUGUCCAAGUAUGCUGAAGCUGUUCUUUGGCCAACUAUACAUAGAGAAGGGCGGACUGGAAGUUGCAAUGUUGGUACAACAUGUGCAGAUGGAUUCUAUUGUGCUGGCGGAGAGUGCCUGAAAUGCUCUCCCUGUCCAGAUCUCAACACCUAUCAUAAAAACCAGCUAACGGUCUUUCGAGAUUGUCUACGGCAGGGGCUGUGUCCUCACGUAUGCAGUCAAAUGUAUUUACCGCUUCAUCAGCAAGCCAACCAGUCGUUUUGUUUCCAUCUGCGCUCAUCACAAGGUUGUAACAUACGAUCAUGUGACAACGAAGGUACGCUAGACAUGCAAGCAUGCCGCUGCUUAUGCAGCACCAACAGGAAUGGAACCGAUUGCUCUGAGUGUGGACUAUCGUGUUUGAAUGGAGGCACACUAGAUGAUUCAGAUUGCCAGUGCAGAUGUGAUAAGGACUGGACCGGGAUGAACUGCUCUGAGUGUGGACUAUCGUGUUUGAAUGGAGGCACAUUGGAUGUUCCAGAUUGCCAGUGUAAAUGUGAUAAAGAUUGGACCGGGCGGGACUGCUCCAAAUCAUCAUUUUCAGAUUGCGGGCUGAAGUUCUGUCUGAAUGGUGGUACACUGAAUCCUACAGCAUGCCAGUGUUCGUGCAGUGAGGGUUGGUCUGGACACAACUGCUCUGAACCACAGACGGAGGGAGGAAAUCCUCCUACCCAAACAAAUGUCGACGGUAAGUAAAAACCCAGUCACUAUGAGCAGCGCAGGUG